Penicillium chermesinum is the source of this 1386-nucleotide messenger RNA. RefSeq names its product M20 family metallo-hydrolase. Gene Ontology annotation, molecular function: hydrolase activity, acting on carbon-nitrogen (but not peptide) bonds, in linear amidines. The transcript is spliced from 4 exons. Bases 1 to 1386 code for a protein of 461 amino acids. The record is from RefSeq and is a predicted model, not a curated record. Lineage: Eukaryota; Fungi; Ascomycota; Eurotiomycetes; Eurotiales; Aspergillaceae.
AUGCAAGCUACACCCCGUGUGGCACAAGCCUUGCGCUUGAACUUGGCGCAUUCCUUUUCUACGUGCGCACGACUGCAAGGGGCUUCCGGACUCAAGAUCAAUGCCGAUCGGCUCUGGGAGACGUUGCAUGAAACUUGCAAAUGGGGUGAAUCACAUCGAUAUGGCGAAAAGACUACGGAGACGGGGAUGGCCCGUCUGACCUUGACCGAUGAUGAUGCUCGGGUACGCAGGUGGCUCGCUGCUGAGGUUGAAAAGCUCGGAUGUACUCUUUCUGUAGACCAGAUGGGAAACAUGUUCGCACGUCAGCCUGGCAAGCUCAAGUCUGCCAAACCUAUGACUGCGAUGGGAAGCCAUCUCGACACUCAGCCUCGUGGUGGUCGAUAUGACGGCAUCCUGGGAGUUAUGGCCGCACUCGAAGUUUUGAGAACGAUGAAGGAUAAUGGUUUCAGCACGAAUUUUGACAUUGGCAUUGUGAAUUGGACCAACGAGGAGGGUGCCCGGUUUCCAAAGUCUAUGUGCUCUUCCGGAGUCUGGGCUGGAGCUGUUCCAAUCCAGAAAGCAUGGAAUCUACAGGACAUCCACAAUCCAGACGUGAAACUGCGUUCCGAACUCAUAAGGCACGGGUAUCUGGGUGAAUUGCCAUGCGAUGCUACCUCAGGCUUCCGACUCGGCGCUCAUUUCGAGCUUCAUAUUGAGCAGGGCCCUAUCCUUACAGACAGUGGACGGUCCAUCGGCAUUGUGCAAGGUGCUCAAGGAUACAGGUGGUUGGCCUUCACCAUCAAGGGAAAGGACGCUCAUACUGGAACGACACCCCUGAGCGCUCGUCAGGAUCCUUUGCUUGCGGCAUCCCGGAUGAUUGCUGCAUCUAACGAUAUCGCGACGCGACAUGAUGCAUUAGCUUCGACUGGCAUCCUCAAGGUGCCUUCAAAUGCCUCUACUAACACGAUCGCAUCAGAGGUGACAUUUACUCUCGACAUUCGGCAUCCACUUGAUGAUGUUGUCCAAGCGGUUCAGAAAAAGUGCCUCGAAGCAUUUACGAGGAUCGCCGCUCAGGAUGGCAAGGGCGUCACUUUCGACUGGACUUUGGAAACCGAUUCCCCGGCUGUCCGGUUUGACAAGGGUUGUAUUGCAUCGGUUCAAGAAGCGGCAGACACUCUGGUUGGGCCUAAUGGAUCCAUGCCGCUAACAAGCGGUGCUGGGCAUGAUAGUGUUUACACUAGCAAGCACUGUCCGACAACUAUGAUAUUUGUUCCUUGCAAGGACGGUGUCAGUCACCACCCAACAGAAUAUUGUAGCCCAGAGCACUGCGCUCUUGGUACUCAAGCACUGCUUGAAUCUGUGGUACACUAUGACAGCUUCCGAUUGAGCCAAGGCACAGAGGUCUGA